AUGCCUGAUUUUACAGAUGAUAAACAGAUUGAGAAUGGCGAUACUACAGCAAUUAAUCCUAUCGAUGAACGGAAGCUAUUGACCAAGAUUGAUCUUCACCUUCUACCGUGUCUCUGUGUGAUGUACAUGCUUACAUAUCUUGAUAGGGUCAAUAUCGGAAAUGCAGCCGUUCUGGGUAUGAAAAAAGACUUGGAUAUUACAACAGGGACCAAAUAUAACGCUGCAUUAAUGAUAUUCUUUAUUCCUUAUAUUAUAUUUGAGAUCCCAUCAAACAUCCUCUUGAAGAAACUCAAGCCACAUCUAUGGUUAUCAUUAUGCAUGUUUGGGUUCGGGUUUGUGCUGAUAUGUCAGGGUAUUGUCCGAAGCUGGACUGCCCUAAUGAUUACCCGUUUCUUUUUGGGAACGUUUGAAACAGCUUUACUCCCGGGGUGCAUCUAUCUAUUGGGAAUGUGGUAUAAACGUUGCGAGGCACAGAAACGAUAUACAUUCUUCUGCAACUCUACAAUCCUCGCUGGUGCAUUCGGCGGGCUACUUGCCAGUGCUAUCGGAAAAAUGGAUGGCAUACGUGGUUACGGUGGCUGGCGAUGGGUAUUUAUCCUGGAGGGUGUGUUGACUUGCGUCAUGGCAUUCGUCAAUUUCUUCCUAAUUCCUGACUUCCCCGAGGACUGCAAAUGGUUAACUGAAGCGGAGCGGGAGUUUCAUCGUGAUCGACUGGCAGACGAAACAGGAAGGCUCACCCAUAACGUAAAGCUGGGUUGGCGGGAGGUACUUGAUGUCUUUAAGGACUAUAAGAUUUUCAUCGGUGGGCUCAUGCUUUUUGGUCAGGUAGUCACAGGUUAUUCAUAUGCUUAUUUCGCUCCAACUAUAAUUGAAACAUACGGCUAUGGACCCAUAAAAACGCAAUUUUAUUCAAUUCCCCCAUGGGCCGCAGCUUAUGUAGCAUCUUUGGUGAUUGCAUGUCUCUCUGAUUUCUUCCGGAACAGGUACAUCUUCGCUAUCCUGCCAAUGUGCAUAUGUAUGAUUGGAUACGGAAUUCUGCUUAAUGUCCAUGAUCCUGCGCAACACCAUCUUCAAUACGGGGCCUUAUUUCUGCUCACAAGUGGCUGUUUCAGUGCGGGGCCAAUAAUGCUGUGCUGGUAUGGGAUGAACCUUGGUGGGCAUCGUCGGAGAAGUGUGGGUACAGCCUGGCAGAUUGGAUUUGGGAACAUUGGGGGUAUACUUGCUACAUACUCCUUCUUGGAGAAGGAUGCCCCGCUCUACCGCAAUGGCUACACUAUCGGCUUGUCAUUUGCGUGCUUUGCAGUAGCAAUGGCUACGCUCUACCUGGCGGCUCUCUGGUUUGAGAAUCGAAGCCGUGAUCGACUGAUGGAACAAGGUCCCAUUCAAAUGACGGAGGAGGAUGAGGAGUUGUUGGGUGACUUGGCGUGUACAUAUCGUUAUGCCUAUUGA
Molecule: messenger RNA, 1449 nt
Organism: Aspergillus ochraceoroseus IBT 24754
Lineage: Eukaryota; Fungi; Ascomycota; Eurotiomycetes; Eurotiales; Aspergillaceae
Exons: 8
Coding region: 1-1449 (482 amino acids)
Biological process (GO): transmembrane transport
Cellular component (GO): plasma membrane
Molecular function (GO): transmembrane transporter activity
Source: RefSeq, a predicted model, not a curated record